AAUGCCAAACAAACACAUACCAAUCGUUGGUUAGAAGGCAAUCGCCAAAUUCGUCCUCGCUUUCUCCCGUGUCGCUGGCCGUCGUGUCGUUUUCGUCGGUUUCGCUUGCAUACGCUUCAAACCGAUAUGGCUCAAUAGGUUCAGUUUCUUCUUCAAUUUCAUUUUCGCUACCUGCCUCCACACUACAACCAUCCGUUUCAAUACACGCGUAAUCUGUUGAAUCGCUUAAGCCGCUGAAAUCCGAGCUAUUGUCGCUAUAGCUUGCUGUUCUUUCCGCCAUGUUUGUUUGUGUUGGCUUCACUAUGUGACGUCACAGGAAAAUGGACGGGUGUUUAUAACGAUGGUUAAAAUCAGGCACUUUGAAGCUUUUUUUUUUAGGGAUAUUGCGUGAUGGGUAAAAUUUUGAAAAAAACUUCGAAAAAUAUUAUAAGCCACUGGGAACUGAUUUUUAAUGGUUUUAACAAUUCUGAAAUUGUGAUAAUGUUCCCCUUUAAUAUAAACAGUGUGCUUUAUAACAAUUAGGGAGGUUUGUGUCAUGUUUGUCCUCCUACAGAAACCAUAUUAACACAAAAAAUAUAUUUUUUCCCCUCAUCUUUUUCUAUUUUCAUACAUUUUUGAAAAAGCUCCAGAGAGCCACUAUAGGGCGGCGCUCUAGAGCCGCUUGUUGCCAACCCCUGCCCUAAGUUAUGUUUUUUCUGCUUUGUGGCCUCUGCUGAGAGCAGCAGCUUUUGAGGCUCUCUUGCCUCAUUUUAAGGAUCUUUUAAGGGACCAGCUUGAGUAUAGAAGACACUUCAGGGAUGAAGAGCACUCAUCAGCUCCUCUAUAACGACUUAGUUAUUCUUCAGUCAGGCUCAAAUGAUAUCAGCUUUCCCCAGUUUGCACAGUCAUGAUCCCUUCUACCCUAGAAAAGCUCUCACCCUAAAUGUUUGCUUAUGUUUCCUAUUUGGCAGAGGCGCCUAAGGAAAAAAAAAAAAGGAAAAAAAAGGCAAAUAAAUCACAUGCUGUGAAGCUGGCCAGGCCUUCCACUGUGAGAAACUGAGACUAAAAAGCAGAACAAGAGUGGAGGACUAAAGGGUUUUCAGAUGUGAGUCCAGCCCAGCUCGCUUGGGUGUGCGCCCUCCUUUUAUUCGGGGGAGAAUGGCUGUUGCCUCCACCCCCUCCAGAAGGGAAGACAGUCCCAAGGAAGCGUGCGUCGGAGAGGGGAAGAGCUGCCGCCGAGGCGCGGGGGCCGUCGGGCUGAUCUGAGAACAUCUGGCGAGGCAUCUGCUCGCCGAGGUUACGCCGCCUCGCUCUCAUCCUGCCGGGCCGGAGCUUUCUGUUAUGCCUCGCCGUGAUUUAAGCUUCUUCACGCGGGGUCCUCCGUCCUAGAGGAGACACCUUGACUCCAUUUAUUCUGACAUGAAGGGAGCGCUCAGUUUGAUUGGGGUGUUCCUCUCGUUUCUCUACGACGCCACCUUUGGAGAACAUUGGUCAAUCGCUUGUGGGAACAAGUCUCGCAGGUGUGUGGACUUCUGCUCCAUCUGCAAUGACUUUUAUGACAGAGCUACCAUGGACUGCAUGUACGGCCUCUUGCACAGCCUGUGCCUCGCCAACUUCCACAAGGCCAUGGCAGCGCUGAACACCACAGAUUGGUGCAUUUGGCAUAACGUCAGUGGGUUGUAUAGCAACUUGAGCCUUUGCACGGAGGAGAUAUCCGACUGCCUCCUCAUCCCAUGGCCCAACCCUCUGGUGGAGCAGACCUUUGUCGACAUACACUCCAGCUUCUUCAAGAACUGUCCUAUGGAGGAGCUCAGCGACCCGCCGCCGGCCAUUGUAUUCGCCCUGGUUAUAACACCCAUCCUCCUUAUCCCUGUCAUGGUCAGUCUUGUGGUCCUUAAGACCAAAAAUGGUGAUGGCAGCUCCUGAUGUUUCUGCUAUGGCCUCAACAAGGAUGGAACAUUGAGAAUCAGACAAAACCUACUAGAGGUGCAUUGCUUGUGGUUCCUGGUCGGCUUGUCUUCAAUGAACAAGAAGGUUCCUGUCAUCCAUUUUUAACUACAUCCAGAGAACAUUUGCUGGUACCAUUUUGAGUUAAUCCCAACGUUUUCCGCUCUACUUUCUUCAUUUCGGAUUCCAGUUCCUUUUGGCACAAAUGGUCAUUAGUACCUUCACAUUAUUGUCCGUCUACCUGACAGUUGGAGGAUUUCUUCAAGGAGUCGUCCGUCUUGUUGAAUAACGCAACGAUCCCAAAACAAAGUUUAUUAAUCUUUCAAAAGCUCUUCCUUGCGAUCAGGUGCGUUCGAUAGUCUUCAACCAAACAAGACACCCUUUUUCCUGCCAUUUAAACUUCUCAAAUUUGCUAGGAAAGUUCCUGCAAUCCUUCACCAUGUUGUCCGCCUGCCAGAAAGUCAGAUGCUUUCUCCGUCUCGUGGAAUGACAAUGACAGCGAAUUAAAACAGAUCUGCAAACUUUUUCCUUAACCUUUUACAAGCACUAUACUUCGUAAUUUAGAGGGUUUAAUAACUUGGAACUAAACAGGCUUUGGUUCCAACAAUCAAAGCUUAAAAAGUUCCUAAUUUUUAGCUCCAACAUCUAAAACUGCUAAGUUUCUACAAAGCACUGCAAGGCCUGUGUGGUAAGGGACUGUGAGUCCUGAUCUGGCUUCUGUUAUGUUCAAGUUCUGGGUGUGGUAGCAGUUAGCUAACAAGCCUUCACCUUGUCUGACAGUCUGUGGUUUUCUUCUAGAGGUCUUCCAUCUCAUGGAAUGACAAAAAAACAGUGAAUCACAACCCCUCCGCACAUCAGAUCCCACCUCCAAGUUCCUUAAAGGGGAACAUUAUCACCAGACCUAUGUAAGCGUCAAUAUAUACCUUGAUGUUGCAGAAAAAAGAUCAUAUAUUUUUUUAACUGAUUUCCAAACUCUAAAUGGGUGAAUUUUGGCGAAUUAAACGCCUUUCUAUUAUUCGCUCUCGGAGCGAUGAUCACAUCGGGAAGCAAUCCGCCAUUUUCUCAAACACCAAGUCAAAUCAGCUCUGUUAUUUUCCAUUUUUUCGACUGUUAUCCGUACCUUGGAGACAUCAUGCCUCGUCAGUGUGUUGUCGGAGGGUGUAACAACACGAACAGGGACGGAUUCAAGUUGCACCAGUGGCCCGAAGAUGCGAAAGUGGCAAGAAAUUGGACGUUUGUUCCGCACACUUUACCGACGAAAGCUAUGCUACGACAGAGAUGGCAAGAAUGUGUGGAUAUCCUGCGACACUCAAAGCAGAUGCAUUUCCAACGAUGAAGUCAAAGAAAUCUGCCGCCAGACUCCCAUUGAAUCUGCCGGAGUGUGUGAGCAAUUCAGGGACAAAGGACCUCGGUAGCACGGCAAGCAAUGGCGGCAGUUUGUUCCCGCAGACGAGCGAGCUAAACCCCCUGGAUGUCUUGGCUCACACCGUCCCUUAUGCCACCGAAGAUGAUCAAGAGAAGAAUAUCGACCCUAGCUUCCCUGGCCUGUUGACAUCAACUCCAAAACUGGACAGAUCAGCUUUCAGGAAAAGAGCGCGGAUGAGGGUAUAUCUACAGAAUAUAUUAAUUGAUGAAAAUUGGGCUGUCUGCACUCUCAAAGUGCAUGUUGUUGCCAAAUGUAUUUCAUAUGCUGUAAACCUAGUUCAUAGUUGUUAGUUUCCUUUAAUGCCAAACAAACACAUACCAAUCGUUGGUUAGAAGGCCAUCGCCGAAUUCGUCCUUGCUUUCUCCCGUAUCGCUGGCUGUCGUGUCGUUUUCGUCGGUUUCGCUUGCAUACGGUUCAAACCGAUAUGGCUCAAUAGCUUCAGUUUCUUCUUCAAUUUCGUUUUCGCUACCUGCCUCCACACUACAACCAUCCGUUUCAAUACAUGCGCAAUCUGUUGAAUCGCUUAAGCCGCUGAAAUCCGAGUCUGAAUCCGAGCUAAUGUCGCUAUAGCUUGCUGUUCUUUCCGCCAUGUUUGUUUGUGUUGGCUUCACUAUGUGACGUCACAGGAAAAUGGACGGGUGUGUAUAACGAUGGUUAAAAUCAGGCACUUUGAAGCUUUUUUUUAGGGAUAUUGCGCGAUGGGUAAAAUUUUGAAAUAAACUUCGAAAAAUAAAAUAAGCCACUGGGAACUGAUUUUUAAUGGUUUUAACCCUUCUGAAAUUGUGAUAAUGUUCCCCUUUAACCUUUCGAAUGCACUACCUUGCAAUCAUGAGGGUGGAGAUACUGUAGACUGGGACUAAAUUCAAGGCCUGGUCCCUGUGACGGAAACACUCCUAGUUCCUAAAGAAGCUCCUGCAGUUGAAAUGCUUCUAAAGCUAUACUUGUUCAACCUUUCAAAGCAAUUAUACCUUGCAAUAAGGAAUGUUAUUUAUCCUGGAACUAGAUUGAGAUUUUGGUUCUCGCAAUCAAAACAGGCGAUGAUAAUUUCAAAAUUCCUGAAGAGCGUUCCUGCAAUUAAAAUGUUCCAUCAAGUUCUCAACCUUCUGCCUCAGUUUAGAAAGGUAAAUCCUGACCUGGCUUGUGCAGACAGUGUCAUGCUGUCAAUAGUGGACAUCUUUGUUCUUAACCAGGCAAACUUGGUUUUUACGUCUCCUGUAAGUGACCCAAUCAGCACACUAGCUGCGCCCUACAAAUGUGGUUAGUACCCUAAAAGAAGGGUGCCACAAAGCAAUACAGAAUGGCGGGUUUCACUAUUUUUUUUACAAAACCCCCCCCCAAAAAACGAUACCGCUUAAUUUAUGUUUUAUAAGCAUUUGUCAUACUUAAUAAGAAAAAGCUAUGUAGAAUUCUGACAAAAGCUCAGGAGCUUGCUAAGUUAGAUCUUCAGCAGUAUGUUUUAGGUGGCGACAGGAAAACACGCGUGGAAAAGAAAAGAUGGGAAGCCAAAAGGUGAGCAUCCUUCUUUCCUGCGAUUGUCCCUUUUUUUAAACACAAUCCUCCCAAAGCUGGAACCCUGACGACGGCCAUCAUCGUCACCUCAUCGUGACCUGUGUUUAGAUAUCCGCUUAAGAUACUAAAGACGAUUUUGCUUUUUAGCAAAACAAUGUUUAAAUGACGCAAAAGCUCUUGUUUGUGGUUUUAAGAUUUUGUUUUUAAUUACAGUACAAAAGUGUCUAUUUAUGUCUUAUUUCUGGACGAGAGCAAACAAUGGCAAUGAUCCAUCCUGCUCAAUAUCAAUGUAUUGUAUUAUCAUUAAUAGGAUUAAAAACACAUUUUAAAUCA
Messenger RNA from Nerophis lumbriciformis (worm pipefish), 5194 nucleotides. RefSeq names its product receptor (G protein-coupled) activity modifying protein 2 (gene ramp2). NCBI's taxonomy places the organism in Eukaryota, Metazoa, Chordata, Actinopteri, Syngnathiformes, Syngnathidae. The record is from RefSeq and is a predicted model, not a curated record. Gene Ontology annotation, molecular function: coreceptor activity. Gene Ontology annotation, cellular component: membrane; cell surface; signaling receptor complex. Gene Ontology annotation, biological process: intracellular protein transport; regulation of G protein-coupled receptor signaling pathway; G protein-coupled receptor signaling pathway.